Trichoderma aggressivum f. europaeum is the source of this 318-nucleotide messenger RNA. RefSeq lists its product as uncharacterized. Gene Ontology annotation, cellular component: DASH complex; mitotic spindle. Lineage: Eukaryota; Fungi; Ascomycota; Sordariomycetes; Hypocreales; Hypocreaceae. Gene Ontology annotation, molecular function: microtubule plus-end binding. Bases 1 to 318 code for a protein of 105 amino acids. The transcript has 2 exons. The record is from RefSeq and is a predicted model, not a curated record. Gene Ontology annotation, biological process: attachment of spindle microtubules to kinetochore.
AUGGAGCAGCAGCAACACGGCGGCCUCCUCUCGCCGCCGGAGCUGUCGCCUCUAGAGCAGGAAGUCCUAGAAGAGUACGAGCGGCUAUCAACAAACAUGAAGACUCUGGCGACUCUGCUGGACAAUCUGGCGUCGAACCCGACCGUCGGGAUCCUCGACGGGCUGCGGGAGCUGGAGCGCAAGACGAGCUUGGCGUUUACGCUGCUCAAGGCGAGCGUGUACAGCAUUGUGCUGCAGCAGGAGAUUGAUUGGGGCGCUGGGGCCGAGGAGGAGAAGGAGGAGACCAAGGUGGAGGAAGAAGACGAAGAAGAAGAGUAG